This is a messenger RNA of Knipowitschia caucasica, 420 nucleotides long. NCBI's taxonomy places the organism in Eukaryota, Metazoa, Chordata, Actinopteri, Gobiiformes, Gobiidae. The record is from the annotation of a GenBank genome assembly.
AUGCGGACGCUGUCAUAUACUCAGAUCCGGUACAUCUCCCAGACUCAAGGCCUUCCUGCAGAGUAUUUAUUAAGUGCUGGGACAAAAACAACCAGGUUUUUCAACAGAGAUUCGGAGUCUACGUACCCGCUCUGGAGACUUAAGACUCCCGAGGACCACGAGGGCGAGACGGGGAUCAAGUCCAAAGAGGCCCGCAAGUACAUCUUCAACUGCCUGGACGACAUGGCUCAGGUGAACAUGACGUCGGAGCUGGAGGGCAGUGACAUGCUGGCGGAGAAGGCCGACCGGAGGGAGUUCAUCGACCUGUUGACAAAGAUGCUCACCAUCGACGCCGACAAGAGAAUCACGCCAAUCGAAACGCUCAGCCACCCCUUCAUCACCAUGUCCCAUCUGCUCGACUUCCCACACAGCGCACAGUAA